AUGACUUCGAACAUAGCAGAGUGUAUCAAUCGUCACCUUGUAGCAGCAAGAGAGCUGCCUAUAUUUGAUUUUCUUGAAGAAGUUAGGAAGAUGUUUGGGAGAUGGAAUUACAAUAACCGGAGGAACAUUGCAGUUAGCAUGUAUUUGGUAUAUUUUGGUUGUAUUUGUCAGAUUCAGUUUGUAGAUGUGUGUCAUGUAGAACCAUCAACCAAAUACAUGUACACAGUCCAUGAUGGAGGAAGGUGUUUCAUUGCUAUCUUAAAGAAGAAAAAUCUAAAGGCUGAUGAUUAUUGCUUAGAAUUGUUCAAAUCGCAGACCGUGGUGAAAACAUAUGAUAUACCUGUGGAUCUUCUCCCCGACGAGCGUGAAUGCAAGAUUCCCACAUACAUCUCAGAGGAUGUAGUUUUGCCACCAAGAUACAAGAGACCUCCUGGUAGGCCGAAGAAAAAGCGUGAUAAGCUGUUAAGGGAAUUGGUUAUUGGUAAAAAAAGACAUGACUGCAGUACUUGUGGACAACUUGGGCACAAUAGACGUUCUUGUAGUUUUGAGCCUCGAAAGAAGUGUUUGUUUUUUAUUUUUCUUUAUAGCGAUUUACAUUUGUUAUAA
Lycium barbarum (goji berry) is the source of this 606-nucleotide messenger RNA. RefSeq lists its product as uncharacterized. NCBI's taxonomy places the organism in Eukaryota, Viridiplantae, Streptophyta, Magnoliopsida, Solanales, Solanaceae. The transcript has 4 exons. The record is from RefSeq and is a predicted model, not a curated record. The coding region runs from base 1 to 606 and encodes 201 amino acids. Gene Ontology annotation, molecular function: zinc ion binding; nucleic acid binding.